AUGCCGACGUCGCUGACGCGGGCGGGCGCGCGCGCGACGCCGUCGACGCUCGGCGUCGAUCCCGAAGACGUGCUCCAUCCGCGCGUGCGCGAUCUGCUGCACGGCGACGUCGUGCGCGUGGGCGCGCCGACGCCGAGCGUCAUGAAGCAGCGGUUGCGAAACAAACUGUGGAAACUCGUCGUGUUGGCGAUCGCGAGCGUCGUGCUGUGGGCGCUGCAGGGGGCGAGACAGGCGCGCGAGGGCGCGUGGGCGCGAGGGGAAGGGGUCGUCGAGCCGAUGGCGGUGCGGUUCGCGAGAAAGGGGGCGUUCGGGGGGGGGGCGAAAAUCGUGCACUGA
This is a messenger RNA of Ostreococcus lucimarinus CCE9901, 336 nucleotides long. RefSeq lists its product with no specific name. NCBI's taxonomy places the organism in Eukaryota, Viridiplantae, Chlorophyta, Mamiellophyceae, Mamiellales, Bathycoccaceae. The transcript has a single exon. The coding region runs from base 1 to 336 and encodes 111 amino acids. The record is from RefSeq and is a predicted model, not a curated record.